UUUAUUGAGGAUGGAGAGUUGGGCUGCCAAAGCGGGCGACGUGUUCCACUCAUACUAUGAGAUCCCAUUCUACCAUUUGAUAGUUGAGAUCGGACUGGUUCUCUUCAUCCUCAAGAUUCUGAUGAGCAAGAGCACGGGAUCCCCUGCUGACGAAACACCCCUCACAGAGAAGGAAAUGGAGAAGCUGAUUGCGGAGUGGACUCCAGAACCAUUAGUACCAGUUGGAGCGGCUGAAAAGGAAGUUCCUGUUCCCAUCAUUGAGAGUAAGGUUGGUAAAUACGUAACGAUAAACGGGAAGGAAUGUCUAAAUUUGGCUACCAUGAACUUCCUUGGAAUGAUCGGCAAACAAGAGAUUGAGGAAGCAGCUAUUACAAGCGUGCUGAAAUACGGAGUAGGAUCUUGUGGUCCUAGAGGCUUCUACGGAACUAUUGAUGUACAUUUACUGUUGGAGGAGAAAUUGGCCCAGUAUAUGGAAUGCGAGGAAGCUAUCAUCUACAGUUACGGUUUCGCCACAGUUGCCAGUGCAAUCCCUGCUUACAGCAAACGAGGCGACAUCAUAUUUUGCGAUGAAGAAGUGUGCUACGCGAUACAGAAAGGCAUCCUAGCUUCACGUAGUACUGUUUAUUACUAUAAACACAACGACUUAGACCAUCUUGUAGAACUGCUGGAGAUUCAGGCUACUAAAGAUAGAAAGAACCCAAAGAAAGCCAGGGUAACGAACAGGUUCCUGGUAACGGAGGGACUUUUCAUCAACACUGGACAAAUCACCAACCUUCCCCGACUGAAGUGUCCUAUAAAGGGUGUUGGUAGAACACAGAAAAGAAUCAAGGUCAGAGAUAAUGGAAGAGUAACGAAGGACCUGACCGUAAAAAACAUUAUAACCAACAGAAGAGGAAAUAUUACUGUUAGGAAAGGUGUACAUGACCACAGGAAAGUUGAAGUCAUCAAGUUUGUUGUAAAGCUUGGUGGCGACGUGUCCGGAGUUAUUCAUCGAGAUGUUGAUGUCGAGAUAGUUUACGGACUUAUUGUCGUCACCACUCCUCUCCAUAAGCAGGUCAGGUGGAUAAAUGGACCUGAUUAG
Messenger RNA from Bolinopsis microptera, 1081 nucleotides. Its product is annotated as serine palmitoyltransferase 1-like. The record is from RefSeq and is a predicted model, not a curated record. Gene Ontology annotation, molecular function: pyridoxal phosphate binding; serine C-palmitoyltransferase activity. The transcript has 10 exons. The coding region runs from base 11 to 1081 and encodes 356 amino acids. Gene Ontology annotation, cellular component: endoplasmic reticulum. NCBI's taxonomy places the organism in Eukaryota, Metazoa, Ctenophora, Tentaculata, Lobata, Bolinopsidae. Gene Ontology annotation, biological process: ceramide biosynthetic process; sphingosine biosynthetic process.